This is a messenger RNA of Zeugodacus cucurbitae (melon fly), 4129 nucleotides long. RefSeq names its product cation-independent mannose-6-phosphate receptor (gene Lerp). Lineage: Eukaryota; Metazoa; Arthropoda; Insecta; Diptera; Tephritidae. The record is from RefSeq and is a predicted model, not a curated record. The transcript has 17 exons. The coding region runs from base 395 to 3001 and encodes 868 amino acids. Gene Ontology annotation, biological process: lysosomal transport. Gene Ontology annotation, molecular function: insulin-like growth factor binding; D-mannose binding; signaling receptor activity. Gene Ontology annotation, cellular component: plasma membrane; trans-Golgi network; late endosome.
GAUUUUUGGGAGCAAAAAAUAAAAUAAAAAAAUUUAAUUGUCUUUAAAUAAAGUGUAUCAUCAGGUGUACGAUUUAUUAGUGCUUAUCGUAUAUUUCGAUUAGCUGUGAUAAGACAAUGUUAUUUUCAUUUCACUGAAAAAUUCGAAAUCGUGAAACACAGUCGGUUGUUGAAAGGAAUUGCUUGAAUUUAUUGACACUAGAUCCAUAAGCGUGUGCAACGCGUCUCUGAGGCGCCAGUAAAUUUGCAACAGGAGAAUCAAUAAAAAGAAACACAGUAACAGUGCCAUUUCCAAGUUAAAAACGUGCCUAAAUACUUAUGACGUUGGUGCAAAUUAUAUUGUGAAUUUCAUAAUCUUAGCAAAAACAGGUUCAUUUAUCAUAAACAAAACCGCAAUGAAUAAGCGAGUGAUAACAUUUUGCGUAUCGGCUUUCAUUGUGUUACGCAGUGUUUAUGCUGAAACUAGUGACCCAUUGAUCUUUUCCACUAAUGAAUGUGAGCUAACAGAGCCUAUUUAUGGCGAGAAAUUCAACUUCAAAGCUUUGCAUUCGGACAUGGCGAAGCAUGUGAAAGGCGAUAAGAAUGACACUUUCGAGUACAAUCUUUGUGGUAGCAUAAGCCGUGCAUGUAAUGGUGUAAAAGAUGUCUCUGCUUGUCUUAAGCGAGGCAAUGAAGAGUUUGUGCUUGGUACGCAACAUCAAUUGAAUUAUCACAAUGGCAGAAUGUAUUUUGAAUUUAGUAAUGGCGCCAAGUGUCCCAGCGGCGAUGGCGAGUUCAAGUUAUAUGUGUCCGUUGGCUGUGACUACACUUUGGAUGCCGAACAAUCAAAAGUGACACGUUAUGCUACGGAUGUGUGUAAUUUCUAUAUAUCACUAGAGACACCAUAUGCCUGUUUGUCUGAACCUGAAACGGUUAAAUCCAAUGCUUGCAGUGUGCAGGACUCGGUAAAUGGCCACAACUAUGACUUGCUCUCGUUGAGUGACUUCAACUAUAGAACAAGCGAUCGGAAUGGGAGUGUAUUUGUGGUAAACAUUUGUAAACCGGUGCUGUAUGGAGAGAAUGCAAUGUGUCCCAAAGGCAGUAGUGUCUGUUUGGUCAAGUUGAAUUCCCCUGAUUACAAACAACGGUUUUUCGACUAUGGCACCGUACAACCUAAUCCUGUAUUAGAAAACGGACGUCUAUUAAUGCGACUUCCUUCAACAACACCUUAUAAUGGAACGCAUAAUUACUCCUCAACUAUAUUAUUCAUAUGUGAUAAUGAGAUAAAGAGUCCACAGUUGUCUUUUAUGGGCGCCAAAGAGAAUGUUUAUGAAUUUUCUUUUACCACUACUUUGGCCUGUAAUGACAAUCCACCUUGCACUACGAUAACGCAUGGAAAUGAAGUUUUGGAUAUGCGAGCCCUCCAGGGUAAGACAUAUGAAUUGUCGAUGGCUUCAAAAAAUUAUACGUUCGGCAUUUGUUCGAAUGCUGGUCAGCCGUGCUUGUCAGAUGAGGGCUCCUGCCUCUUCGAGAAUCAGCAAACCACCAGCAUGGGCCAGGCCAACACACAACUACGUGCCGAUCGUUCUGGCUCACCGUAUUUGCUGUACACCGAUGGAGCACUUUGUGAUGGCCAAACGAAGUGGUCGACUCGUAUUGAGUUUGUCUGCGCCAACAAUGCCACUAAAGACAAUGGCACAGUGAACACCAGCAAUGCAUUGGGUCCGAAAAUAAUCGAAAAUAAAAAUUGCCAACUACUAAUUCACUUUCAAACACCAUUGGCUUGUCAUGAGCAGAUUGCGUGCAAAGUCAAAGUGUAUGUGGAGCAUUCGGAGGACGGCACCGGUGAGGAGGUGGUCGAUUUGACGCCAUUGAUUAGUGCAACCGACAACUAUGAAGCCGAAAUUAAUAACGCAUCGAUAACGGAACAACAAGUGCCCAAAUCGACCAAGUUCUUCCUCAACGUCUGUCGUCCGUUGGUGCCGAAAUACGGCUUGGGUUGUUCAGGUGGCUCGGCAGCCUGUAUGGCUAAGGUGGAGUCGACAGCAGCAACACCGGAAGAGGAGAAGAUCUCAUUUCCGUUUCAGAGUCUUGGCUUCCCAAUGGCAUCGUUGGUUGCCAGUAAUCGCACCGCCGCUGAACUGCGUUACCUACGCGGCAGCACCUGCCCCACCGACAACAACACAGAACUCUCUUCCCGCAUACAAUUCAACUGUGAUAUGCUCGCUGGUGUGGGUAAACCCAUUCUACAGUCCAUUUCAGAUUGUCAAUACGAAUUCCAGUGGUCGACCAAUGUCAUUUGUCCCUCACAUUUGUGCACUUUCAAUGAGGAGACGUGCGAAAUAAUUAACGAUGAUAUUAAAUUAAAUUACAAACUGAAAAAUGCGCCUUUCGCCAACGCUGGUCAGAUGAAGAUACCCAACGGUAAUAGCGAUUUUACACUCAACAUUUGCGGUAAAAAUCGCAUAGCUGAAACUGAUUACUCGCAGGGUUUGGUGAAUUUGUUCUUCACCACGGAUGCACCAUGUGGUACAUCAAAUGUCCAGCUGCGCCUCAUUUGUAGCGGUGACACCAAACGCGUAAUCAACUAUGACAAUGCGGGCAAGGAAUGCAACUUGGUUGUGCAUCAGCGCACGCCGGAUAUCUGCAAAUUCCUCAGUCUGGCGAUGCCACCACCAACGGCGCAAGAUAGCAGCACCUCAACAACAACAACAACACCAGCUACAACAACAAGCAGCACGACCGCACCAGCAGGCGGCCCAGAUAAUGGCGGCGGCACACAUCCUGCCGAGCAAACUGGCUCCAUUGGAGCUAUAUUGGCCGCCAUAUUAUCGUUGACUUGCUUCGUCGCUUGCCUUGGUGUGUUCGCCUUUUCGCCGGAGCGCCGCAACAGCGUGCGACGCUUGUUUAGACGCACCACAUCGGCGGUGCGCUAUUCCAGGGUGCAGUCUAACGAGGAAGCCAACCUGUUGCUUGAGCCGAAUGGCGAAUUCACCGACAGCGAUGACGAGCUUCUGCUCUAGAGCAACCCCAAAGCAGUACUUAAACACAACAAGGAUUUCAGAAAACUCACUACAAAACAACGCGGACAAAGGCAGAAACAACUACUUUUAACAAUAACAAAACUACAACAAAUUAUGUAUUUUGAAUUUGAAUAGCUUAACAAAGUUAAUGUAUUGCGAAUGUUGCAAGCUAAGUAUGUGAAAUAUGCAACGCGAGCUUCUAUUUGCCACAUAAACCUCAAGUGAUGAGAUAUAAGAGAGUAAGAGAAAGAAAAACUGAAGUAGAAUGAAGGCAGCAUAAACAAACACCAAAGAGGAAGAGAAAUAAAAAUUUAAAAGAAAAUAAUAAAUAUAAAAAAAUAAUUCUAAAUUAGCGCGAAGGCAAAUUUAUUAUUAUAUGGCCAAAAUUUUUAAAAAUUUUUUAAACAAAAAAAAAAAAAUAAUAAUAUAUGUAUAAAUGUACGCGUGAAAUGUUAAGAAAUGGCGAUCUCUUUUAUGUAUAUAUAUGUACAUUUAAACAAAGAAAAAUUUGAAUUGUAAACACGUAAGAAGGCAUAAAUACUACAUAUAACUUUAUAUGUAUGUAGAAGUAGAAUGAGAAGUUAGACAUGAAGAGAGAAAGAAACUAAAAAAAACUAUAUUUUUUCAAAAAUCCCAAACCAAUUGCAAUUGUAUACCAAUGCAUUUUAUUAUAAGUAUUUCGAUAAAAAAAAGUAUUUAAAAGACAUAAACAUAAAUGUUGUAAGCGUUUUUGAGGCACACAAAUGUAUGUAUGUAUGCAGUGAAGGCAGCUGCUUCAAGUAAUUUUUGAAAUAUUUGCGUUCUCCAAUAUACUACAUAAUUAAAUAUACCUACGAGCAGCUUUAAUUGUGAUUGCAACGCACACACAUACAUACAUACAGACAUACUUUGGCAGCUACAAGCAAGUGUGUUUGCCAACUUUUAGUCAAAUUCUGUAAUGCUUUAACCAUUACUUGUGUUUAUAUAUAUAUAUAUGUAUUCCUACUUUCAUUAAUAUUCACUAUUCCUAUUGAAUAAUAGUCAAUAUUUCUUGUAUUUAUUGGCAUUAUGUACUUAAUUAUAACUAUUAAUACAAAUUAAGCGCUCAUUUGAAUGAAAUAUAAAUAAAAUUAUGUGCAAAUAUAUGAA